AUGUCUCUUUGCUCGUUUGGCGAUCUGGGAAAAGCUGCGAAGGAUAUCUUCACGAAACAUUUCAAGAAUUCUUUCUGUAAUUUCAAUUACAAAUCGAAGACCGAGAACGAUGUCGAUGUUCACAUCGAGUGCAGUGGUCGUGACUUCCAAGCUGCUGGCGACGUCACCUUCAGGCUUGCCGAUGGCAUAUCCGUAAAGACCAAGGUUGAUAAUGCCAUGAAACUCACCAACGACGUUGAGAUAUCAGAGAAAAUAAGGGGCAUGAAGCACAAUAUAGUGUGUAGUGUUGACAAAGCUGGGUAUGCUGCCAUUUCCGCCCGUGUUUAUUCCUUCUUUAGUGAAAAGAACCUCAAACUGAAGACCUGUUUGAAGCAAGACCACGUGAACGCUGAUUUAGAAGUUGAUUUCGCCUCGAAGUUCCCUCAUACCUUAGGUUCAGUCGUUGUUGGGUAAUUUGUGCAUCGACCACUAACUGCUUUAGUGAUAAAGGUUAUAUGGCUGGUGCUCAGCUGUCCGUUGAUACGAACGGAUUCGAAAUAAAGAAAUAUGUUUACUCAUUGGGUUACAUCGGCAAAGGAUUCCAGCUGCAUGGUUUUCUAACCAACCACCGGGACAUCGAGAUAAAGCUUUUCCAAUCCCAUAGCGACGUGGAUUGCGGCUUCAACAUAGGUUGGGAUGGCGCGUCAAAAACCACUUCAUUCGGCGCAGCUGUGAUGUACAAACCGAAUAAGGACAUGUUCCUGAAGGCCCGGGUGAAUGAACGGGGAGUCCUGGGUUUGGCAUAUGGAAUAAAAGUCGUUCCCGGUAAUCCUUCCUUUUGAUUGUUCUCAAAUCCACACCUAUUGUGACUUUUCAGCCCCCUUUUGGUAGCUGCUGAAUAGGCCUAUUCUCUUUAACUCUUUCGUUUGUGUGUGCUUUCGACUCUGAUUUCUCUCACCCUCGUCAGUUUCGGACGAAUUACCGCUUUCCGCGUUCGGAUGGCAGUCAUGACCGUUAGCACCCACACUAACCCGAGUUCUGGACGAUGUUUUCCCGUUUAUUUUAGUUGCUCAUUUACAGCAAAUCACGCCCUCCAUUUAUUCCCAUAUCAUUACUGUUCGUAGUAGGCACUGAUUUUGAUGGCGCUUGUUUGUGUCUUGGUUCGGUAAUUUCCUCAAGAUUUUCCUUGCUUGAAACCUAUCCUCUUUACGUUUGUUCGACAAUGUGGGUGAAUUACUCCCUCCUGUCCUUAUUUUCUGCAAUAUUGUGGGUUAUCGUCUGUGCUUUGACUCUGCAAAUGUGAUCCUGUUUUGCCGAGGUUUCCUCGAAGGUCUCUUAACUCGCAGUUUUUCUCUUUACGCUCCUCGAAAAAAAGGUGAUUGACUCUGUGGAUGUCAUUUUAGUAUUGAUUUAUGAUGAAAUUUGGAGUUAGCGUCUGCACUAUGAUGGCGUUGGGUCCCACACUCUUGUUUUACUGAUUCAUUAUCCACUCUGUAAGUUUUCUAAACAGUCCUUUUCCGUUUCAGGAGCUCUUUUGACGGUUUCGGCGGAGACGGACACGACAGCCUACACAACAGCGGCUGAAUACGGAAUGUGCCUGGAAAUUGAAAAUUAA
Messenger RNA from Spirometra erinaceieuropaei, 1594 nucleotides. Lineage: Eukaryota; Metazoa; Platyhelminthes; Cestoda; Diphyllobothriidea; Diphyllobothriidae. The record is from the annotation of a GenBank genome assembly.